Molecule: messenger RNA, 3070 nt
Organism: Strongylocentrotus purpuratus (purple sea urchin)
Lineage: Eukaryota; Metazoa; Echinodermata; Echinoidea; Camarodonta; Strongylocentrotidae
Product: atrial natriuretic peptide-converting enzyme
Exons: 20
Coding region: 170-2626 (818 amino acids)
Biological process (GO): proteolysis
Molecular function (GO): protein binding; serine-type endopeptidase activity
Source: RefSeq, a predicted model, not a curated record
GAUCGUCUACGUAGCAGUUUUAAUCGCGGCAUAUACGAGUUGACUCUAUAGAGGUGAUUGGGGUUGACAGUGUCACUGCCCUUGUUCAGGUCGGGUUAUCUUCCCGUUGAGAGGUUAUAUGUUACAUACCAGAGUUUAUUUUGUACGAUAACAGCUGAUUUAGGACAGUAUGGCAGAUAGUGAAAACGUUGAAAGUCAUGGGGAGAGGAUGCAAUUCGUGGAAGAGAAGGAAGAUGGUAUGGAUAAUGAGCACAGAUGCCAAUCACAAAAGUGCAAGAUCUCGCUAUCCAUUUUCUUCAUAGCCAUUAUCGCCAUUGCAGUUGUGCUGGGCAUUAUAUUCGGAACACGAAGAACCCCAAAUACAGACGAUGGAAAUAUGCAGCCAGAUAAGAUCAAAGAAGCAAUUUACCUCAAGUCAGAAGAAACUUACGAGCUCACAUCACCCGGCUACCCGGCAAACUACCCGGAUAUGAGCAGAGAGUAUUGGAUCAUUGUCGUUCCGGAGAAUUAUCGGGUCCGGAUAGAGUUCAUAGAUAUGCGAACUGAAUAUAAAUACGAUAUGGUCAGGAUUGGUAGUUCAAACGAAACGGAGGUCGAUUACAUCGCUUCAUUCAACGGAUAUGACCUUCCACCUGUCAUAACAUCCACAGGCAAUGCAUUGUGGGUUCAACUUUUCAGUGACAGCGUCUCAACUGAAUCUGGUUUCCAUGCAAUGGUCAAGGCUGUACAUGACAGCGAUGCCGUCUUUCGGUGCAGUGCAGGGGAGAAAUCCUGCAAAUACGUCGAGGAGUGCUACAACGAAUCUCAUUCAUGCGAUGGUAGCUAUACAUGUAUAUCAGGACAUGACGAGAUCGGCUGCGCAUGUUCGAAUCCUUUCUUCUUUAAAUGCUCUGAUGGGAGAUGUCUUGAACGCACACGCACGUGCGAUGGCAUAGUAGACUGCUCAGAUGAUGAACACAAUUGUGGUUUUGAGUGUGAUAAUGGCAUCUACUCCAUCUCUCAUGCGUUCCUAUGUGACGGGAUAAAUGAUUGCACAGACUAUACAGACGAACAAGACUGCGAAUGUACGGGAGAGAAGUGGCAGUGUCCUAAUGGACCUUGUAUCUACAGGAAUAAUGUUUGUGAUGACUAUCCUCAUUGCCCGGGAGGAGAGGACGAAGCCGACUGCUCUUGUAAGAGCUGGCAGUUUGAAUGCCCUAAUGAUGGAGUUUGUAUUCCAUACUGGCAGCGAUGUGAUGGUAACGAUACGUGUGGGGAUGGCUCAGACGAACAAGAUUGUCCAGAGUGCCCCGAUAAGUUGUACCAAUGCGACUCUUUCCAAUGUCUGGCGGUAGAAAAGGUCUGCAAUGGACAUAAAGACUGUUUCACAGGAGACGACGAAGCGGACUGCGCUAAUAAAACAAUACCGAGUUGCCCAGCUGAAGAGUUCUCUUGCGGUGGUAAAUGUUUGCGACCAAGCCUGGUGUGUGAUGGCGUCAGGCAGUGUAAAGGCGGAGCUGAUGAGGACAACUGUACUCAAGAGUCUGGCUCAGAAAUGCCAGAUACCACCAACUGCACAUCGUGUAGCAGCGGGGAGUGCAUUGGUCUGGAGGCUCGUUGCGAUGGUAACGCAGACUGUGCUAGUGGUGAGGAUGAGGAGGGAUGCAGCACCGAAGUAACACCUACAUCAUCACCAUGCCCUGAAGGAAAAGACGUAUGCACCUCAGACAUGUCGUGCAUACCCACUUCAAGAUUUUGCAACGGUAUUCGUGACUGUCCAAUGCGUGAAGAUGAGGAUUCGUGCACCGAAACCACCGAUAGCUGCUCUGAUCUGGAUGACAACUCAUAUUUCGUAUGCGACGGUAAAGAGGACUGUGCCAAUGGAGCAGAUGAACAUUGCACUUGUGGCACCAAGCCUGCAAAAGCAGCCAAGAUCUUAGGCGGAAGAUUGGCAGAUCAAAAAGGGGCGUGGCCGUGGCAGGUAUUACUAACUGAGUCCAAUUCCACACAGGGAGUUCAUUGUGGAGGUUCAAUUAUCAACAAGAAUUGGAUUAUCACUGCAGCUCACUGUAUAAACUCACAGUCCGUGGGAGUCAUAUACGUCUUGGCAGGCGUUACAGAUCGUACAGACAUUCAUCCAGACAUUCAGUAUCGAGGUAUAAGUCAGGUAGUUCAACACCCAAACGUUUCGAAGGGUGGAUUCGACGUAGCUAUGGCUCGUGUGACGGAACCUUUCACAUACAAUGCCCUGGUACAGCCGGUGUGUCUUGCUGAGGAGGAUAUCGAGCUGACACCAGGAGAAUACUUGACCGUUACCGGUUGGGGUGCUACAGGAGGCGGUUUUGAUGGGAUCCAGUUGAUGGAGGCUCGCCUACCCAUAAUUCCACCGCAUAUAUGUAAUAAGUGGAGCAAGUUCACUACCAGUGUCCUCGAAGCACGUAUAAUAUGCGCUGGUUAUGAGCGUGGACUUCAGAGUGCUUGUUACGGUGAUUCUGGGGGCCCAGCCGUGGUACAGAGGGAAGGCAAGUGGACGAUUAUUGGCACAGUGUCAGGUGGGUCAACAUGUGGCACUCCUUACACUCCGAACCUCUUCACCCGUCUUAGCUUCUACCAUGCCUGGAUACGAUCAGUCAUUCAAGAAAACUAGAGGAGUCCCUCAACGAGCUUCAUUUGAUUACUAGUCCAGAUUAUGUCCCUUGUUAUAUAUUUUUUCACUCUUCAACGAUGUCCACCUCCCUUACAUGCAUCCCGCACAGAUCCCGAUCAGAAAAUACACCCGUCGAAUGUAAGGCAAAAACGUUCUCUGUUUAAGCGUUGAGGAUGUGUUAUGUUCUAAGCCGAUUGUGAGCGCGAGACAGAAACAGUCCCGGCAGUGGACUAAUGAUUACAAGUAUACAAUGCACACUACAGAGGCGUAUCCAACCCUUGGCCUCAGAAGGGGCAAAAUAUUUCAACUUAUUGAGAUCCAUACACUUUCAGCAAGGAUUGGCCGGGUUUGCCUUGCAGAGGGGGUGGAGGGGCGGGGGCUUCGCCUAAAAUGUAUCAUUUAAAGGGAUCCGGUAACUUUGUCUUAGAUCCUUUAGAAAUAAUC